UUCCCACUUUUACCUUCACCAACUCAUCUGAAAAUGUCCGGACGUGGCAAGGGCGGCAAGGGCCUGGGCAAGGGCGGUGCCAAGCGCCACCGCAAGGUGCUUCGCGACAACAUCCAGGGCAUUACCAAGCCCGCUAUCCGCCGUCUGGCUCGUCGUGGCGGUGUGAAGCGUAUCAGCGGCCUGAUCUACGAGGAGACCCGCACGGUGCUGAAGACCUUCCUGGAGAACGUCAUCCGCGACUCGGUCACCUACACCGAGCACGCGCGCCGCAAGACCGUGACCGCCAUGGACGUGGUGUACGCCCUGAAGCGCCAGGGCCGCACCCUGUACGGCUUCGGCGGCUAAGCGGCUUCUGCGCUGCUGCUGCCAAGCUCGGGCGGCGGCUGUGGGCGGUCACGGCACGGAUCCACCGUGACUUGCCCCUUCCCCGGGCUGCCUGCCUCUUCCUCCAAACUCGGUGUUUCUCAACACCACCAUGCUCGCAUCCUAGCUUUCCCCAACGCGUCUCGGCGUCGUGGGUGCUUCACGCAGGGGACUUGGGUGCUGGAUGAGCCUGGGGUCCCUAAGAGCAAGGUGCCGUGCCGAUUCUACCGUAUACUUAGACCACAACCCUGCUGCAGCCAACUGCUGCACCAAGUGCAGUUCUCGUGAUUACGUUGGUGCGGGCAGUGCUUCACCCUGCCCUAAGAGGUCAGACCACCGGGGGCCGGUGGUGGAGUUGCUCGAAAGCGGUCUCGGGUUACAGCCUUCAGGAAAACAGAGCGUUGGACAGCUUUACCAAUGUGUUUGGGUGUGUUCCGCAACUGGCUAUGCUUGGCCGCUGGAGCGAGCGGAAACCUUGCUGGUGGUGCCUGCGCUAUCCUACCCCAGCGUAGGGAGUCGUCAGAAACCAAGUUUUCCUGGAGGGUUCUGAGAGUGCGUGUGUACGUUUGCCAUGGUGGGCUGGGGUCCAUAGUUGCAACCCCGCGGCAGGGCUGCCGUGAACAAAAAGGUAGUGAAGGUCCCUCGCUACGCUCUAUCUGUGCGGCCACACGGCGGUUCGGGCUCGCCUCCCAACCCCGAAGAUCGCACUGGUUACAAGAGCGGGCCUCCCCCAAGGAGUUGCUUGCGGGGCUCUCUUCCUUAUUACAUACGGCGGCGGAGCCGCCGCCCAGAUAUACUGUAACAACACGACCAU
Molecule: messenger RNA, 1177 nt
Organism: Chlamydomonas reinhardtii
Lineage: Eukaryota; Viridiplantae; Chlorophyta; Chlorophyceae; Chlamydomonadales; Chlamydomonadaceae
Exons: 1
Coding region: 34-345 (103 amino acids)
Biological process (GO): nucleosome assembly
Cellular component (GO): nucleosome
Molecular function (GO): structural constituent of chromatin; protein heterodimerization activity; DNA binding
Source: RefSeq, a predicted model, not a curated record